Messenger RNA from Cuscuta europaea, 2121 nucleotides. The record is from the annotation of a GenBank genome assembly. Lineage: Eukaryota; Viridiplantae; Streptophyta; Magnoliopsida; Solanales; Convolvulaceae.
ACAAAUAUUCAUUCAUUCUAUACACUUUCAUUAUUUCUUUUACAUCCUUGUUCAAUCUCUCCUGUUUAAACAAUAUGGGUAUCAAUUAUCCAACAAUGGUGCUCUCGUUGAGAGGUUUGCACACAAUCAAGUGAGAAAACCUCCCAAAAAAACCAAAAAUUCAUCCAAAAUGAAGAAAUCAGUCAAAAAUCAUUCUGAAAAUCAAAAAAUAAUUAAGAAAUCUGGAAAAUCCAGAUCCGGGAAGGAGGAUGUAGCUGCCAAGAACACAUUCGCCGGAUGCUGCCACCAGCCAUUCCCCGCACAACUUCAGCUCUUGUUUACGCCGUUGGUUCAGUAUCGUGGUUGCCCGAGGUUAUUGCGGACAGAGCAACGAAGGUCCUUGCGAACCGGUGGCCUAGAGCACCCCGCGACCUGAGGUUUCGUUCAGAUCUGAACUCCCUGGUCAGUAGAGUUGGUCAAUCGGAACAGUCACAGCCUCCUAAGGCGUCACUCGAAGCUUCUGGUCGCAGCUUGCUCUUCAUCUUGCUGGCCUUCGCUUGUUUUCACCAUUAAUGGCCGCCUUGGAGCUCCUGAGAGCAACGAAGAUCUGGUCGCAGCGCCGUCUCAACGCCAUCUCAGCGGUCGCAGCGCCGCCUCAAUGCCUUCUCUUGCCUUGCUCCUGGUCGCAGCGCUGUCUCAAUGAUCUGUUGCAGUAGCUCGAUGGUCUUCGUCCGCCAUUAAUGGCUGUGUGAGAGCUCUCUAUUCACGACCCAGGCAACAGCAACAUCAAUGGUUUCUUCUCCCUCUCUGACAACAAUCAUGAAUGGGCGCAAUCUCCUCCAUCCAGCCUCGUCGACCGGGAGUCGUCUCUCUUGAGCCUCCAUUUCCGGCGGCCGUAGAUCUCAAGUUUUGGGGGGUUCGGACGUACAGAGGCUGGAGUAAAAGGCCAUGGAUGUUUUGGGUCAAGUAGCAACAGUGGGUUGGAUCACCUUGUGCUCAAAUCCAGCUCUACAACGGGCCAAUUUCAGCAACACAGUCAAUCUCAGCCCAUUAAUUUCAGCCCACUUCAAAAAGAUAAGUAUAUUUAAUUUUAAUAUUAUUUGUAUUUAAUUAAAUCAUUUUUUUGUCGGUUAAAUAUCACACUAUCACGCACUUAUCAAAUGCCUAGUAGAGUGUGGCUUGAGACCCAUCACUAGGAUUUAAAGCCCUGAUCACGAUCAGGCACAAAGCCCCGACGGGCACUAAGACAAAGCCCCGACCAAGUCGGGCACGAAGACCGGUCUUAGUCAUUCCUCGAGUGGCGACCGUUUCUUACAAAUGGCUCACACAUCCAUUCGACUAAGUAUUUUAUCAUUACAUUAACAAUUCACAUCUCCACUUGUUUCAAGUGAUGAACUCCCGAUCAAGAACAUAAAUCCCAAGGAAAAAAUUUAUAUGUAUGUUAAAUGUGUAGGUACAAAGAUGACUUUACUCAUUUUCACCUCGUCUCCACUCGCCUCAAAGUGUUGGGACUGAGGGACUGAGGGGUCAGAGUUUCUAGAUGAGGAGAAAAUAUCACGCAUGAGCAGGAACGAGAGAUGAGUCAGAUGAAGACGGGUUGAGCUAGACAAAAGUGAUUAUGCCGGAGGGGGCCUGCCUUCCUUAUUUCAUGUUGGGGGCGCUAGGUGUACUCUUUUUCCCUUUAUUAGGAUUUUCCCACUGGGUUUUUUCCUAGUAAAGGUUUUUAACGAGACACCUCCCAUCAUGGACAAGGGUGGUGGUCCCCCGACCGAAAAGGAAGAAACCAAAGACAGAAGAACGUUGCAGAUUCAGUUUGGAUUACUCCCUUUCGCCUCGAGUACUCUCAAUUCAGGGAGUGGGGGACUCCUGAUGGAGUAUAUGGACUCUGACCCCCCGGUAUGUCGACUACUGGGCCUGGACAGCGGCCCACACACGUUUAGCGGAUUCAUAUUAUUGUACAUUAUUAUUAUUAAGAUGUUCUAGAUUAGCUUUUUAUACUAUCAGUCCAUUUAUAUAAUCGAGUCUGUCAGGCCCAUAUUAGAGGCUCAGACCCGGAUUUUCCCUAUAUAUACUCCUUAUAGGAGGCUUGUAAACCAUAACAAAUAUUCAUUCAUUCUAUACACUUUCAUUAUUUCUUCUACA